CGGCCGAAAGGGCGAGGUGAGACACGGAUGUCCAUCGGCGAGAUCUCGAGAAAUUCUGCCGGCGGGCGUAUAGUAGGCGAGAGACCGCUUAGCUUUGAUAGCCGGGGCGACGGUUGUCGGUUCUUCUGUACCGAGCGCCGAGAUGAAAUGAGAAAGAGAUCGAGCGAUCUCGGUCCGCGCGACCCCUUCCCCGGCUGCGUGGAUCACAGACGAGAGGCCGUCUACCACCAGCAGUCAGCCUGCUGACCUCUCUCUCUCUCUCGCUCUCGCUCUCUCUCUCUCUCUCUCUCUCUCUCUGACCGUUCCGUGCCCCCUCCCGCCCACCCCGGCCGCCGGUCUUCUCUUCUUCCUCCACCGCCUACUCCCCCAGUCGCCUCUUCCCCUCUACCGAUCUGUCUUCUUAUCGUUCCUCUCCUCUAAUCCGUGAAAUCUGGAACAAGAACCGCGUGGCGAGGCAAGCCGGUACCAGUGGCACCGAGGAACUCGGUACCAGCGGAGGUCUCUUCAGGAACGUCUCUCUACGGCGCUCGUCAGUGAUCCGCGCGCACCCUGACUACCUGGUUAGCGAGCCUGUGGGGAACAGCCUGCACGUAGGAACACCGCGAAGAGGCCACGGACAGUGACAGUAGUAGUAGUAGCAGCAGCAACAGCUGGCGCCGGCGCGAGAGCCUUCGCUAUUCCGCGAAGAAGGAUUCCGAAAGGGAAGAUCCGAAGUUCGGGGACCGAUCAGGGCUGCCCUGCCGGCUACCGUGGACCGACCGACCUGCGGGAACACCACGGAAGACACGCGGCGGUCAGCCAGAGAAUGCCGCAGAAUCGACGAGCGUGAUCGUUGCCGGAGAAUCGAACUGUUCAGAAAGCUGCCAGACCUGCCAGACGAAGGUAUCCGAAAGUGUCGGUUAGAGAGGAGCGACGCCGAGAUGACGCGAAGCUACGCCACCGCGAGACGCGGCAGGGCGAAGAGGAUGGUGCUGAUGGGCCUGGUGCUUCUCACGUUGCUCGACACCGUGAUCGCCAUCCCGACCAAACGGUCCCUGCUGAGGCUGUGCUCGACCAGCCUCAGCGACGCCCUGUACCUGGUCUGCAAGGGUCGCGGAUACAACGAGCCGUUCUCCAACAGCUCCGAGGUCGAGACCCAGGACCCCGUCGGGCCCGGACUAGCGGAACAGUGUUGCUACCGCACGUGCUCCUACACCGAGCUGGAACAGUACUGCAAGCCGAACAUAUCCAGUCCCGCGGACGCCGUGAAGGAGUCGACCUGGAUAGAGAAUUCAGUGUAUCCCUCCGUGAGGCCGGGAACGUCGUCGGAGGAGAGAUCGAGGACCGAUAUCGACUACGUCGCCGGCACGAUUAAGUAUAAGACCCGCGGGCUGAAGGGCGCACGGAGAAAGGGAACCAACUUGGACAGGGACGAUGCAGUCGGCUGCGAUGGGAGAAGCUCCGUGAGAAGACAUCGCGGGUGUCGGCCUCGACGGCAGAAGCAUCGUCGUCAUGGCAAGCCAUCGGAAGCAGCGUUGGCCGAUAGAUCUUCGAGGGCACAGGGGUACCACUAAAACCGAGACAAGCUAGGGAACGUUCCCGUUGCGUCACGGAGUGUCAUCGUCGCUUGCUAUCAUUCUUCUGCUCUCUUCCUCUCUCUCGCUCUCUCCCUUUCUAGCUCUUCCUUUCUCGCUACCUCUCUCCCUUUCUAGCUCUCCCUUUCUCGCUCUAUCUCUCUCCCUCUUUCUCUCCCUCUCUCUCCUUCUCCUCGCCAGUAGAGCAAACUUUGCUUAUCUACGAACGCAUCCAGAGAUCCCGAAGGAGACGAAACGAUCGAAACGGAGGGGAGAGGGAGCGGCGUAGGAAUGCCGGUCAAGAUCAAGAGAGUCGGAAGUGGAUGCAAGCGAGCAAUCAAUCAAUAAGACGUCUAGUCCCAUGAAACAGUGAUAAUUGGUCGUUAUAUUAACGGUUAGACGAGCAGCCUCGAGCCGCUCGAAGUCGUCCUCCCCUCGGAACGCACGGGACAGACAACAAGAAGACGAAGAAGAAGAAGAAGAAGAAGAAGCCGAAGAGUUCGAAGCCGAAGAGCUCGAAGCCGAGGAGCUCGAAGCCGAAGAAAACGAAGAAGAACAAGAGGAAUAGCGAAGUAGAAGGGCGACAAAAUUUAGGACAAUUUUCUAGACCACCGUCUCGCGAGUGACGGGGCAGGGACGCGGUCCGCGCUAAACGCCGGUGUCUCUUAAUCAAUUCCUUCGCCGUUCGGAAUACAUAUUUUUCCUUUUUUUUUUAUUGGCCGGAAACGCACGAGCCCGUCGCGCUCGUGUUUUCGCGAUAGGGUCGCGGGCCGCCAGAAUGAAAUUCGUACGGUCCCGGGCCCGAGACCGUUAGUCGCGUGAUCUCCUAGAGAAAGACUUAAAACAAGUGUUAUAUAUGUAUCUAUAUAUUUUUGUUUCUUUUGCUAAUCUUUUUUUUAUUUGUACAUAAUUCUGUGUAUAUGUAUAUAAAUAGAGCUGGAUCGGUUGGUUAUAGAGUUAGAUAGUAGCUUAGAUAGAUUAGAGACGCGAAACGAGCGAGAGGACCUCUCUUCCGGUUGCCGGUGACUUUUGGCUCCUUCGUCGAACAAAUGAUCUCACUAGUAUUAAAUCGAACAAAAUCUAUUUUUGUAAUCGCGAUCGCCGCUGAGCGAAACUAGUCACUAAGGACGAUGGUCGAGAGGCGUCGAGCGAAGUCGGCGCGUCGGCACGCGUCCGGCGCCCGUCGUGAUUCGUCAUUAUUCUUGUACAUAGAUCGCACCUGCGUAGGAGACUAUUUGUACAGAUCGUAUAAGUUUCUUUCUUUCUCUCUCACUCUCUCUCUUUCUCUUUCUUUCUCUCUCACUCUCUCUCUUUCUCUUUCUUUCUCUCUCUCUCUCUCUUUUUUUUAUCCGCUAGAGACGCGCUUUCAAACAUUCGCUGUAGCCUGUAUUCCACGUCUGUUAACACCGAUAAAGCGAGUAUUUAUACCAGUAA
Messenger RNA from Megalopta genalis, 2987 nucleotides. Its product is annotated as insulin-like growth factor 2. The record is from RefSeq and is a predicted model, not a curated record. Lineage: Eukaryota; Metazoa; Arthropoda; Insecta; Hymenoptera; Halictidae. Gene Ontology annotation, molecular function: hormone activity. Gene Ontology annotation, cellular component: extracellular region.